UUGCUAGAUAUCAAGCCUCUCUCUUUUUUGUUGGGCAAUUUUUUUUGUACAACUGAGAAUUCAGUCGGGCUAAUAUUAGUAGUCCGGCCUAGUUCUCGUUCUCUAUCUCUAAGAGACUAAAACCCUAAACUUAGAAAUCCGGUUUCUUGCUUCAGGCAGCCUUCUCUCCGCCUGUAAGGUUCCAGCUUUAGCUCCUGGGGAGAGAAGAGAGAGAGAUUUUGGAGAGUUAGACGGUAGAGGCAAUGGGGGCGAGCAAGAAAGAAUCAGUUGAAGUGGAAAAAAGAGAGGAGAAGAAGAAAAGCAAAAAAACCCAACCCACCAAGAAAGAGAAGCUCAGUACAGAAGAAUCCCUGCUUCAUAAAAAACAAGAAGACACAGCAACUGAUUACAAGGAAUUUUCCGAGGAUGAUUCUUCUGAGGAUUAUAAAUCAGCAGAGGAGUCAGAAGCUGGUGACAGCGAAUCCUCUGGAGAUGAGGGCUUUCACAACACCGGUGGUAAUGAGGGCUUGGCCAAUGAAGGUCAGAGUGAAGACUCUGAACCUGAUCUGGGAGGUGAAGAGAGCGACUCUUCUGAGGAUGAGGUGGCUCCUAGAAAUACGGUCGGUGAUGUUCCAUUGGAGUGGUAUAGGGAUGAAAAGCAUAUUGGGUAUGACAUUGCUGGAAAGAAGCUAAAAAAGAAAGAAAAACAAGAUAAACUUGAUUCAUUUCUUGCGAGUGUUGAUGACUCAAAAAAUUGGCGAAAGAUUUAUGAUGAGUACAAUGAUGAGGAGGUAGAGUUGACAAAAGAAGAAACCAAACUUAUUCGUAGAGUGCUCAAAGGAAAGGCUCCACAUGGUGACUUUGAUCCGUAUGCGCCUUAUGUUGAUUGGUUUAAAUGGGAAGAUUCAAAGCAUCCAUUGUCAAAUGCACCAGAGCCUAAGAGUCGAUUCAUUCCCUCAAAAUGGGAAGCUAAAAAGGUUCUUGGACUGGUUAGGGCAAUUCGAAAAGGAUUAAUAAAAUUUGACAAGCCAAAAGAAGAACCUCGUUUCUACAUGUUGUGGGGGGAUGAUGCUAGCUCAUCAGAAAAGACUGGGCAUUUAUCUUACAUUCCUGCUCCAAAACCAAAUUUGCCAGGCCAUGAGGAGUCCUACAAUCCUUCUCUAGAAUACAUCCCAACACAGGAGGAGAUCAAUUCUUAUCAGUUAAUGGAUGAGGAAGACCGACCUAAAUUUAUACCUAAAAGGUUUACAUCUUUAAGGAGCAUCCCAGCAUAUGAAAAUGCUGUUAAAGACUCUUUUGAGCGCUGUCUGGAUUUAUACUUGUGCCCUAGAGUUCGCAAGAAACGUAUUAAUAUUGAUCCUGAGUCUUUGAAGCCUAAGCUGCCAAGCCGAAAAGAUCUCAAACCUUACCCAGCAACAUGCUAUCUUGAGUAUAGAGGGCACAAAGGUGCAGUUAUGUCAAUUUCCACUGAAGCUUCAGGACAGUGGAUUGCUUCAGGUUCAAGUGAUGGAACUGUGCGAUUGUGGGAGGUUGAGACUUGUAGAUGUAUUAAAGUCUGGGAGUUUGGUGAAGUUGUCCAAUAUGUAGCAUGGAAUCCUUUGCCGGAACUUCCUAUAUUGGCCGUCUCUGUGGGACAAGAUGUGUUCCUUUUGAACACUGGGCUGGGAAAUGAAGAAACACAGAGAAAAGUUAAGGAGCUUCUGCAUGUCGCGACAUCUACAGUUCUUGAUGGUUCUGGUAACAAGGUGUCCGCUUGGAACUGGCUUCAAGAUGACGAACAUGAAGGAAUUAGGUUACAGCAUUUUAAGACUGUAUACUCAGUGGAAUGGCAUCGUAAGGGAGACUAUUUCUCAACAGUGAUGCCAGCUGGUGAUUCAAAAGCAAUUCUUAUCCACCAGCUCUCAAAGAAAUUUACACAAAGACAUCCAUUUAAGCUGCAUGGACUUCCAGUGUCAGCAGUUUUUCAUCCUACUCGCUCCAUCUUCUUUGUCUCAACAAAGAAGAAUGUUCGUGUUUAUGAUCUCUUGAAGCAAAAGCUGAUCAAGAAGCUGGAGACUGGAUUGCGUGAAGUUUCCUCUAUUUCAGUUCAUCCUGCUGGUGAUAAUGUAAUUGUGGGAAGCAGAGAUGGAAAGUUAUGUUGGUUUGACAUGGACCUUUCAUCUAAACCUUACAAAGUUCUCAAGUGUCAUCCCAAAGACAUAAACAAUGUGGCCUUCCAUCGUUCAUACCCAUUAUUUGCAUCAUGCUCUGAUGACUGCACUGCAUAUGUUUUUCACGGCAUGGUUUAUUCUGAUCUCAAUCAGAAUCCUCUUAUUGUUCCCUUGGAAAUUCUCCGUGGACAUGCAAGUUCAAAUGGAAGAGGAGUAUUGGACUGCAAGUUCCACCCACGGCAACCGUGGUUAUUCACCGCUGGUGCUGAUUCUUUGAUAAAACUUUAUUGUCACUAAGAUGAUGCAAAAAGAAGCAUGUGUUACUUCAGGCCAGUUUGAGAAAGAUUGUAAGCCAGAUGACAAAGGGAUGAAAGUAGCUGGAGAGAUGCUGGAAUUAUAUCGAGUGGUAGAAACACAAUCUCAGGCAUUACAGAUAGAUUCGUAUACUUUUAUAUAUAUAAGCAUUAGCCGUGUUGCAUAUAUAUUAUUUAAGCAGAGGCCUUGAUUAUGAUUUUGACUCUGAUACAAAAUUUAGACUUUGAUCAUCUCAUUAAUCCAAUUCUUUUCUCUUUGGGUGGAA
Messenger RNA from Populus nigra (black poplar), 2709 nucleotides. RefSeq names its product ribosome biogenesis protein BOP1 homolog. Gene Ontology annotation, biological process: maturation of LSU-rRNA from tricistronic rRNA transcript (SSU-rRNA, 5.8S rRNA, LSU-rRNA); ribosome biogenesis. The record is from RefSeq and is a predicted model, not a curated record. Bases 243 to 2426 code for a protein of 727 amino acids. Gene Ontology annotation, cellular component: preribosome, large subunit precursor; PeBoW complex. NCBI's taxonomy places the organism in Eukaryota, Viridiplantae, Streptophyta, Magnoliopsida, Malpighiales, Salicaceae. The transcript has 18 exons. Gene Ontology annotation, molecular function: protein binding; ribonucleoprotein complex binding.